Trichoderma atroviride IMI 206040 is the source of this 1224-nucleotide messenger RNA. The record is from RefSeq and is a predicted model, not a curated record. Lineage: Eukaryota; Fungi; Ascomycota; Sordariomycetes; Hypocreales; Hypocreaceae.
AUGGAUUCACACUUCCUAGCAGGCAAAAAGAUAAUUAUUGCAGGUGCCGGGAUGUCGGGCCUGUCUUUCACUCUCGCUCUUCGGCGCCUCUGGCCCGCUAAUUUGACGCCUCCAGACAUCACGAUUUAUGAACGCGAAUCCAACGUCGUACCAGCCGGCCGAGAAGGAUACACUCUGUCACUUGCUGGCCACGACGAGACCGGCGGCCUCUAUGCAGCUCGCGAUCUUGGCAUACUGGACGACAUUAUGAAACAUGCCGUGCAGGGCCUGGGGAAUAAGUUCAAGUUUACAAUGUGGAACAGCUCAUGGAGUGAACUUUUAACUCGAAAGUUUGAGCCUGCUCCCGGUCUACCUACGUCAGGGAUCCGAAUUGCAAGGAAAAAUCUUCGAAAAGUGCUGACUGAUGCGGUCGGCCGAGAGCGAAUUAUAUCGAAUACUACUUGCGUGGAUGCAGAGAGGCUCUCUAAUGGGAAAAUGCUCGUCAAACUCUCUGGGAGCCAUCUACCAGAGAAUGAGUCGACCGCUGAGUGUGAUCUUCUCAUAAUCGCUGAUGGAGCAUCCAGCAAGUUCAGAGCAAGUCUCCGGCCAAAUGAUACCUUGCAAUACACUGGAAUCAUGCAAAAAGGCGGCCUGGCUAUCUUUCCAAAUGGCAUACCAAAGCCGGUUGACGAAAAAUGGGGAAUCAUACUUUCCUCGGGCAAAGGCGUCGCUUGCUUCCUGUCGCCAUACGAUGAAACAAGCGUAUCUUGGGGCUUGAGCUAUCGCGCACCAACUAUUGAAGAGCCAUUGAAGAUCAGCAGCAUCGAAGAAGCACAAUCAUUUCUUGAACCAUUCCAAAGCAUUCUUAACGCAACGGAUCCAAAGUUUGUGUCUCGGCUCGCUGCUAGAGAUAAACAGGCUUUCAGCCAUGAUCUUUCACUCGGACCGGCAAUCUUCAUAGGGGACAGUAACCACGCAGUUACUCCAUUUUCGGGAUAUGGAGCUAGUCUUGCCAUGAAAGAUGGCUGGGAUCUUGCAACGCAAUUGUGCAGCUCUCAGAGUCUGGAAGAAGCUGUUAAAGCGUACGAUGCUAUUAGCAUACCGAGGGCCACUAAAGUACUCAAGGAAUCACGCCAGCGGAUUGAUAUGAGCCAUGCGACUGGCUUUAAUUACUUUUUAGAUAGGAGCCUCCUUAGUUUUGGUGGAUUUGUUCUUGGGAUCAAAGAUGCGUUAGGUUCUACAUAG